This is a messenger RNA of Saccostrea cuccullata (small rock oyster), 1572 nucleotides long. RefSeq names its product THO complex subunit 3-like. Gene Ontology annotation, molecular function: protein binding. The record is from RefSeq and is a predicted model, not a curated record. Bases 14 to 985 code for a protein of 323 amino acids. The transcript has 6 exons. NCBI's taxonomy places the organism in Eukaryota, Metazoa, Mollusca, Bivalvia, Ostreida, Ostreidae. Gene Ontology annotation, cellular component: THO complex part of transcription export complex. Gene Ontology annotation, biological process: mRNA export from nucleus.
UUUUAUUUUAAACAUGGCGACUUACAUUGAAAACAUGCGAAAACAUUUUCAGCAAAACAAACGAAUACGAGAGCACACAGCUCAUGAUUCCAAGGUGCACUCUGUGGCCUGGAGCUGUGACGGGAGGCGUCUGGCCUCAGGGUCAUUUGACAAAACUGUCAGUGUGUUUCAACUGGACAACGACAGAGACCGGAUGGUGAAGGACUGUACCCUCCGCGGACACAGUGACAGUGUAGAUCAGCUCUGCUGGCAUCCCAAGAAUCCCGAUCAACUGGUGACGGCCAGCGGAGACAAGACAAUCAGGAUCUGGGACGCCAGGACAAACCGCUCUGUGGCCACGGUCAACACAAAGGGUGAAAAUAUCAAUAUAUGCUGGUCACCAGAUGGCAGCACAAUAGCAGUGGGGAACAAGGAUGACCUCAUCACCUUUAUAGAUGUCAGAAGUCAUAGGUCAAAGGCCGAGGAACAGUUCAAGUUUGAGGUCAAUGAGAUUUCUUGGAACAAUGAUGGUGAUCUGUUCUUCCUGACAAGUGGCCAGGGAAGCAUAAACAUUUUAAGUUACCCAGACUUAAAGCUGCAGCACACAUUGAACGCCCACCCUGCUAACUGUAUCUGUAUCGAGUUUGAUCCCAAGGGGAAGUACUUUGCCACAGGAAGUGCUGAUGCCUUGGUCAGUAUCUGGGAUGUCGCAGAGUUAGCGUGUGUCAGGACUCUCUCUAGGUUAGAAUGGCCAGUGAGAACCUUGAGCUUUAGUCAUGAUGGUAAAAUGUUAGCCUCAGCAUCAGAGGAUCUCAUCAUAGACAUUGCAGAAGUCGACUCAGGGGAGAAAAUCACGGAGAUCACAUGUGAAGCUCCUACGUUUACGGUUGCCUGGCACCCAAAGCGCCCUCUACUGGCCUAUGCCUGCGAUGAUAGGGACACAUAUGACAGAAAUCGAGACGCUGGUACUGUAAAAGUGUUUGGGUUUCCGAGUGAUAACUCUUGAGAGUUUUAUAAAUAGAACUUGGGAAAGACUUGCCUUGGCUAUUUUCCUUGAUAAAAAUUGGACAGAGGAAUGAUCUGUGGAUUUUAUAGAAAUAAGAGAGGCAAAUGAAAUCAGUUAUGAUAAUGUUACAGUAUUGAAGGAAUGAACUGUUGUGAUUUUGUACAGACUGGAACACAUGUGUACAUUAUAACAUAUAUUGCUGACCAAAGACACAGUUUUUCAAAAAUUGUUAAGAAGAUGACUGUGAAGUACUACAUGUAGUACAUAAAUGUUCUGUUGUAAGAUUUUUUUAUGCAAAACCCUUUUUUUCAAAGACAUGUCUUAUGUGGAAAACAAUAAAUGAAGACAUAUUUAAUGUACAUAAAUUCUGACCCAUGUGUUUUAUGUCUAUUUGACUUGUCCAACUUUGUUAGUUCUACUAUGCUUUCCAAGUAUCAUUUUGAUCAUUUCUGACAAUUUGUCUUCAAUUAUUUUCAACACAGACACUCUUAUAUAAAAAAUGCAAAGCAAUAAAUUGCAAUGAGAUUUCAGUCCUUGAGCACGAUUUGCCAUUCACUAAAUUGAUAUUGUGUAUAUUCAUUAAAAGA